Molecule: messenger RNA, 2207 nt
Organism: Hevea brasiliensis (rubber tree)
Lineage: Eukaryota; Viridiplantae; Streptophyta; Magnoliopsida; Malpighiales; Euphorbiaceae
Exons: 3
Coding region: 1-1284 (427 amino acids)
Source: RefSeq, a predicted model, not a curated record
AUGGGUAUUCUGAUGAGUAAAUCUGAUGGUUACGUGGCUAGCACUACAUAUGAUUGGCCCCUGCAUCAAUUGGAUAUCAAGAAUGCUUUCCUUCAUGGUGAUCUUCAGGAAGAGGUGUAUAUGGAGCAACCACCUGGGUUUGUUGCUCAGGGGGAGUUGGGUAAAGUUUGUAGGCUUCGGAAGUCUCUUUAUGGCUUGAAACAAAGUCCUAGGGCAUGGUUUGAGAGAUUCAGUGAAGCAGUACAGGAAUUUGGUAUGCAAAAGAGUAAGUGUGAUCACUCAGUAUUUUAUAGGCAAUCUGAGGCUGGUCUAAUUCUCUUGGUAGUCUAUGUGGAUGACAUUGUCAUCACUGGGAGUGACUCUGCAGGUAUUUCAUCUCUUAAAACCUUCCUCCAAACUCAGUUUCAGACCAAAGACUUGAGAUUGUUAAAGUAUUUCUUGGGUAUCGAAGUUAUGAGAAGUAAGAAGGGUAUUUUCUUGUCUCAAAGAAAAUAUGUCCUCGAUCUAUUAACAGAGACAGGAAAAUUAGGUGCUAAGCCUUGUAGCGCACCAAUGACUCCAACUUUACAACUGUUAGCAGGGGAUAGUGAGUUGUUUGAAGAUCCAGAGAGAUACAGGAGAUUGGUAGGAAAAUUGAACUACCUUACAGUCACUCGUCCUGACAUUGCUUAUGCCGUUAGUGUGGUAAGUCAGUUUAUGUCUUCCCCAACUGUUGCUCAUUGGGAAGCCUUGGAACAAAUCUUGUGUUAUCUGAAGGGCGCUCCAAGAAGAGAUUUGCUAUAUGGUAAUCAUGGGCAUUUGAAUGUUAAAUGUUUUUCAGAUGCCGACUGGGCUGGAUCUAAGGUUGACAGGAGGUCAACUACUGGAUAUUGCGUUUUUAUUGGAGGAAAUUUGGUGUCUUGGAGAAGCAAGAAGCAGAGUGUAGUUUCUCGAUCUAGUGCUGAAUCCGAAUACAGAGCCAUGGCACAAUCAGUAUGUGAGGUAAUGUGGAUACUUCAAUUACUAGAUGAGACAGGUUUUAAGACCUCUCUGCCUGCGAAAUUGUGGUGUGAUAAUCAAGCUGCUCUUCAUAUUGCUUCUAAUCUGGUGUUUCAUGAGCGGACCAAACAUAUUGAGAUUGAUUGUCAUUUUAUUCGUGAAAAGAUUCAACAACAGAUCAUCUCAACAGGACAUAUCAAAACUAGAGAGCAGUUAGGAGAUAUUUUCACAAAAGCUCUGAAUGGAGCUAGGGUUGACUACAUUUGUAACAAGUUAGGCAUGAUUAACAUCUAUGCUCCAAUUUGAGGGGGAGUGUUAUGGAAAGUCAAUCACUAUGUUAUGGAAAGUCAAUCACUAUAUUAUUUCUCUGUAUAUUUUGUAUUCUGUAUUCCUAUUUAGGAUUUCUUAUUUAGGAUUUCUUCCUAAUUAGUAGAACACAAUUAUAGGAAUCAAUUAUAUAUAUAUACCCAUGUACAGAUUAAUUGAAAUCAAUGAGAAUCAUCUCUUUCUACAUGAAGAAGCAAAAAAAAGUGAAGAAGCAGAUGAAAAUGAAGAAGCAUAUGAAAUUGAAUUUGAAGAUUGCAAAUUUCUUGAUUUUAGUAAUUGCUUCAAUUUGAAUAAGAAAGUAAUCGAGGAUGUUUUUGAAGCCCAUUUGUUGGGUCAGAAAGUUAGAUUAUGUAUGGCAGGAGGUGCAGUGCCAGAAAGGAUGAGAUAUAAGAGUAAAGGGUCCUCGCUUUCAUUCAAACUUGACCUUCAUCACUUAAUUGCCUUCUCUUUCUGCGUUGUUGCUGAUACCACAUUUUGUAAUUUUUUCAUUAAAAGAAUUAAAUGUAGAGUGGAUUUCAUGUAUGAAUCUGGAAAUAGGCAGGGACGUCGUACAUUCAUCUUCUUUGAAGGUGAUGAUUUUGCAAAUUUGUAUUUUUUUUAAUCAUCAAACGUGUUGCUUUCAUUCAAUGGAUUGAGGACACGUUUUGAUGAAGAGUGUUUCAUUAGAGCCACAUUUUACUUCCCCCACUGUGUUUGCGAAAAUUGUGGAGUGUGGGGUCCAUCCGAUAUAUAGUAGAAAUAAAAAGAGAAGCAGAAAUGAAGAGCAUCAGGAUGACAAGGAUCACCAACCACUUCUUCAAAUAUUGGAAGACAACUAAUUUCUAGUUUCACAACAACAGGAGCAAAAUUGGACAUCAAAAUUCAUUUAUAAGCACUGAAAAAAAAAAAAAUUAGGAAGAUGA